AUGUCAAACUACCUCCCUUCGUUUUCUGCGCCGACAUCAAGGCCAGGGUCUCCCCUAGGCUCUCCCUCAGCUUCACGACCGACCAGCUUCUUUGCCAACUCGAGGGCCAACUCGACGUACGGACCGUCACGGCGAAACUCAACUGCCGUCCCCUCAAGGCGGAACUCGACCGCUGUCCCGUCCAAGGCCAACAGUGCAUGGAGCAAAGAACACUCCGACCCCGAAGCAACCGAAUCGGAUGGAAAGAACGAAAAACCUCGAUCUCGAGCCGGUCGUAUUGUGGGGGGUAAAUAUGUCGACAGCAACAACGAGGACAUUGAUGCAGACUGCGGCCCCAUCACCAUUGUCGACAUUGAUAUGCCUCUCACGCUGACUGAGGUUCUUCAAGAGAAUGGGAAGGAAUACAUCGUUCUGGGGUUUGCCACGGGUGAUAAGGAGAACCCUUUCAACUGGAACCCGUGGUAUAAACGAUCCAUCUCGACCAUUCUCAACCUUAUGACGCUCUUCAUCGGCCUCGCAACCACGGCCUACAGCUCUGGCAUAGGAAGCAUGGUUUCCGACCUCAACGCCUCCAACAUCCAGGGCCAACUCGGCCUCUUCACUUUCAACAUCAGCUGUGCGGUAGCACCCAUGGUGCUCGCCCCCUUUUGCGAGCUAGUGGGUCGCAAAGUCGUCUACGCAGGAUCAUUUCUCUGCUUCUCGCUCUUGUUCAUCGGAUUGGCGCUCGCCAAGAAUAUCGAGACGAUUAUCGGACUUCGACUCCUCCUUGGCCUUUUCGGCUGUGUGGGCACAAUCCUGGUGGGCGGGACGUUUGACGACAUGUAUGAGCCUCACCAUCGCAGUCGCCCCAUGGCCAUGUUUAGUUACGUCGCCAUCUUUGGGACAGUUGCUGCCCCGAUAUACGCCGGCUUCAUUGACCAGGCCAUCGGAUGGCGCUGGAUCGAGGGGAUCCAAGGCCUGGCAAACAUCCCCCUGCUCAUCGCCAUCUUCUUCUUCUUCCCCGAGACCCGUGGCGGCGUCGCCCUCCAUAAACGAGCCAAGGCACUGCGAAAGGCCACUGGUGAUGAGAGAUAUGUGUCUGCGGGCGACAUCCUGACGCCGAGUCUCCAGUCUAUGCUCAAAGCAAGCUCUGUCAAGGCUAUCCACAUGUUAGUGACGGAGCCUGUGGUAUUUGCCUUUGGUCUUUGGAUCGCCUUUUGCUGGGCUGUUGUCUUUCUCUUCCUCUCAGUGAUCCCAAUCACAUUCACUGAGAAACAUGGCUGGUCCGAGGGCGUAAGCGGUCUUCCAUAUAUAUCGCUCUGCGUCGGCACCACGCUUGGCUGGCUGGCACAUCAUCUACAGAUGCGCAAGUUCGAUCGUCUCGUCGAGGAUCCUAACGUCAAAGUCACACCAGAAGCGCGUCUUUACGGUGCAAUGUACGGCGCUGUCUUCCUCCCCAUCGGCCUAUUCAUCUACAGCUUUACGCAGUACGCGUUCCUGUCGUGGGUUGGUCCAGUCAUCGGGCUUGCGCCUAUUGCAUUCGGUAUCUACUUUGUCUUUGAGAGCACGUAUAGUUACACGGCCGACUGCUACGGCGAGAGUGCUUCAUCUGCGAUUGCUGGUCAGGGUCUGAUGAGGAAUACUUUGGGAGCUGUCACGCCGUUGUUUGCGAAUGCCUUCUUUCACAAUGUUGGGAGCCAGUACGCUGGGCUGAUUCUUGCCUUGUUUGGUACUGGAUUAAGUCUGAUCCCAUUUGUCAUGUUCAAGUAUGGACACAAGCUCAGAGCCCGAAGCAAGUUGGCAAUGGAGAUGUGA
Fusarium keratoplasticum is the source of this 1794-nucleotide messenger RNA. Its product is annotated as MFS domain-containing protein. The record is from RefSeq and is a predicted model, not a curated record. Gene Ontology annotation, biological process: transmembrane transport. The transcript has a single exon. Bases 1 to 1794 code for a protein of 597 amino acids. NCBI's taxonomy places the organism in Eukaryota, Fungi, Ascomycota, Sordariomycetes, Hypocreales, Nectriaceae. Gene Ontology annotation, molecular function: transmembrane transporter activity.